UGCUCUCGCGUAAAAUCAUGGGAAAAUUUUUCGCCCUUGUUGCUUUCACACAGAGUAGUUACAGAAAUUGAUCGAAAUCAGAAAUCGGAAUCUGUUUUUCAUAAUUGAAAUUGCUGAGUUAUUACUGCGUAGGGUUGACCACAUUAGAAUAAUUUGAGGUUAUGAUUUUCUGAGAGGUCUUUGAAGACUUUGAAUCAUUUCCAUAUAAUUUUUCCAGCAUGAAUUACUCGGCCGAUAAUUUGUUCGAGUCUACCAGGUUAUCGGAGGACAGCUCUAGAUCCUCCGCGAGGCCAAAGUCUGUGAAUCUAAACGAAACUCGGACAGUAAACUCCGAUUUAACUGAUGACUUCACAGAUUUACUAAAUGGCUGCCACAGAUCGCAAACUGUCAAGGUAUUUCUUCGUCUCAAGCCAAGAGCACCGAAAGCGAGACGUGCCAGAAAGAUCCAAGAAGAGAUGUAUGUCGUUACCAACACCAAAACCCUCUUCACGAAAUUCCCGUCUCCGGAUAGCUGCUCAGCCAGAACAUUGAAAUCCAGUGAGGCUACAGCUAAAAAAUUCUCAUUCACUCGAAUCUUCACUUCUAACAUCUCCCAUGAUGAAGUCUAUAAAGGCAGCACGAGUGACACAAUUCUAGAUUUUUUAUCUGGUCAAAAUUCCACGGUGAUGAGUUACGGGACCACAGACUCUGGUAAGACGUUCACGCUUUAUGGCACUUUAGACUCACCUGGGGUAAUUCCUAGAAGUAUUGAAGCCAUUUUCUCAGCUGUGAAUUGUUCUCUCGCGCCGUGGUUCAAGCCUCGUCCCGGUUUUGAAGUCGUUUGCUUAGACGAGAGGGAACGGCUAGCUGAGUCCUUAGUCCGUGAUAAACUAUUAUCACAUUUGCUGACUAAAUCGAAUAGCAUCGAUACCUGGAGGGUCCUAGAAGAUUCCAGAGAGGAAGAGUACAGAGAACCUGUUGGAGAGGCUUUGUACUCUGUUUGGUUGUCUCUUGCUGAAAUCUAUAAUGAAAAUAUUUACGAUUUGUUUGCGGAAAUGGAUGAUGACAGGUCUACACCCCUGAAAUUGGGGACUGAUAAGCAGGGAAGGUCCUUCAUCCCCGGACUUACUAUGGUCUGUGCCAAUACUGGAUUAGAUGCUUACCAGAUUCUUCUGACCGGACAGUCGAGACUGAGGGUGUCGUCGACGCCAUUAGACCGAGGAAGUUCUCUCUCUCAUUCCAUUUUUUCGAUCAUUUUGUUGAAGUACUUUAAAGAAUGCGCUGUCGAUGACGUUGAAGUAAGUACACUGACCUUCUGUGAUCUAGCUGGAGCUGGAAGAAACAAGCUUAAUGUUGCUGCCAAUGCAGACUCCUCGAAGGAAGCCAGGAACAUCAAGACUGGUCUUCUAGCACUAGGGAAAUGUCUUCAAAGUGUUCAUGAUCGCCAAUCUGGCAAAUCGAAUUCUGAGAUUGUUGUGCCUUUUCGAGAAUCAAAACUGACGAGACUGUUUCAGAGGUGUCUGUCAGGUAAAGAGCAAUUGACCAUUAUUGCUCACGUGAAUCCAUCUCCAGAGUUCUACGUUGAAAAUCAACGGAUUCUGCAUUUGUGCUCGAUUGCGAAGAGAAUCAUUGUGAUACCCGCGAAGGGGCUGGAAAAAAAAUCGAGAUCCCAGUUGAUAAUGCCAAGUCACACAAAGAAUUCAGCUACAAAAAGCGAGGAAAAGUUUGUGAAACUUGAGGAUAAAUGCAGAGAACUGGAAGACCAGAAUUCAAUCCUUCUGAAGGAGAUUGCAAUGUUGAGGUCGAAUGCAACAACUCGAGAGUUGGAAAUUCGAGAAGAGAUGGCGAACUUUUGUUCUGCGAUGAUGAAGAAUAUGGAGACAAACUGGAGGAUGCAGGCACAAGCGAUCGAAGAGGAUCAAGAACACUUACUGAAAUGGUCGGUGAAGCAAGUGGAAUCGUUUUACAAGAAAAAAAUUGACAGUCUGACCAACAGAAAGAGAAGGAGAAGAGAUUCCGGUGAUGAGUUGAAUGAGUCUCAGUCAGCAUUAGAUGUCCUUGAAGCUGAGAAUUCUCGAAUCACAACGAAAUGCACGUCUCUAAAGGAAAUAGUAAAAAAUAGGAAAAAGGAAUGUGAUGUUCUGAAGGCAGAGAAGAACACUUGUGCCUUUGAACUAGGUCUUGCCAAUGAAGAACUGAGACAAAUCAGAGAUUAUCUGUCCUCCGUACAUGAAUGCCCUUUAUUCGAGAAGAAAGACUUACUUCAACACCUGAAGCUAGUCCUAUUCCAGAAGAACGAGAAAAUCAGAUCUCUUGGAGAAUCAUUGAAGGAAUUCAUGAAGAAUCAAUCACGUGAACAGAUUGAAGAAGAGGAUCCCGAGAAUGAGUCCCAGAACACAACGGACGAAGUUAAUAGUAUAUUUGUUGGUGAAUCAAUGCACUCACACUUGUCAGAUUCCAACGGUGAUACGAUCGAACCUGAAUCAUCUUUAACAAGUAUCAGAACUGUCGAAAAUUGUCCGCAGUUUGGAACUCUCAAGCUAUCCUCUAAGAUCAAUCGAAAUAUUUUCGAAACAAUCGAUAAGACCUUGGACUUGAUAAAAAUGGACAGGCAAACGGACUCUGGAAUCGGUGUGAGUUGCAGAAUGUCCUCCAGCACCGGAAACAGCAUAAUAAUCGAGAGGGAAGACAAGAGCAUUCAGACAUUAGCACACUCAGAAUUAGAAGACCCGAACAAAGAGAUUGAACAAAAAGUGAGUCAAUUAAAAUCGGACUACAAAGCUCUACAAUCGGAGCAUCUUGAAGGCUCGAUUCGCAUCAAUGAGCUAUCGAGAGACCUCGAGAAUAUUCGCCGUGUGAUGCAGAAUCUCAAGGAAGUGAUGUGCCAGAGUGAUCAGAAGAUCGUUGAAUAUCAACUGAAACUCGCAAGCCAAGAGGUUGACCUAGAAAACUUGAAGAAAUGCAAUAUCGAGUUGGAGAGUAAACUCUCAAAAGCAUACUUGGACCAAGAGAAGUCCUCCCUCCAGUGCAUAACAUGCCACAUCCACAGGAUUAAUAAACUCUCAUCGGAACUUGAAGAUAAAACUAAUACGAUAAAUUCUUUGAAUGAAAGAAUCUCAACCAUUGAACGCGAUUUACAGAUGGUGCACAAUUUGGAAGACAGAGUCAGUGAUUUUUCUGUUACUCUUGAGAAGUGCAAACGGGAGAAGGAGGAAUUGAGGGAGGAAUUGCAGAAGCGUCUGCGGAGCCAAUCGUCUCUGGAGUGCAGGCUAAAGUUAUUGUCGACGAGGGUGCAGGACAGGGAAAAUGAAAUCACGUCUCUGAGGACGGAUUUGGCUGGUAUGGCGAGAAUGAACACAGUGAAUGGUGAACGGGUGAAUGAAUUGGGUGAGGGUAUUGCCAAUGCACUAGACAAGUUGACAACAGUCAAGGAGGAGAUGAGGCGAUCGGAGGUAGAGAGGAGAGAGCUCGAACGUACCUCAUCCCAUGAGAUUUCCAAUCUUGCUGCGCGCUUCAAGCGAAGCACAGCUAUGCUCAAUAUGAUUCAUGAAGGCAAUGACGAUUCUAGAUGUGAAUUGGCAAGAGUGAAAGAAUUGUUAUUGAAGAAGGACCGACAGAUCGCCUUGUUCAAGAGAAAUAGCGAGAGUACAAUUCGAAGAUAUGAACUGCUAGUUCGAAAACUUCAGGGAGACGUUGAACGAAAUAAUCGGGAGUUGCUGCGUGCUAGAGGACAGUCAAAACGUGCGAUAUCAAAGGAAUCUUUGGAAUCGGUUAGGCAAGAAACUUUGGGGCAAGUUUAUGGAAGUUCAGUUUUGCAGGACUCUUUGUUUAAAGGUAGAAGUUCUAGAAGAACGCUUAAUGUCAAAAAUAGAGGGUCUAGGUAUUAUUGCAGAUUGACUUGCUCAGCGAAACGAUUGAGCUCGCACAUUGUUACUUCGUUAACCUCCCUGGCGAGCUCCAAAUCGAAUAAUUCCAAAGUUGCGAAUAGUGAGGAACUUAUACCUCAUAAGAGGAAGAGUAGCACUCGUUUCGAACUGCUGCAAGCAGAUCCUGGAGAACUACUUGUUCCCUCAGAAGUCACAACUCCUAGUGUAACAUCGAGCAGUGAUGAUUCGAGUACUGACUACAAAGACCUGUCAAACUGGAUGAGAGUUAAACGAACCAAUGGUCGAACGCAGUUCAUGAUUCAUCAGUCAGAGAUAACCUUUGAGAAUGCGAUUAAAAGGUCAAUCUCGGAAAGUUAAAUUAGAGAACUUGCAGUAACAAAAAUCCACGAAUUUCAUGAAAAAAAAGGUUGCAUUUUGGUAGUUCUUUUU
This is a messenger RNA of Fopius arisanus, 4295 nucleotides long. RefSeq names its product kinesin-like protein KIF20B. Gene Ontology annotation, molecular function: microtubule binding; ATP hydrolysis activity; microtubule motor activity. The record is from RefSeq and is a predicted model, not a curated record. Gene Ontology annotation, cellular component: kinesin complex; microtubule; nucleus. The transcript is spliced from 3 exons. Gene Ontology annotation, biological process: microtubule-based movement. The coding region runs from base 219 to 4223 and encodes 1334 amino acids. NCBI's taxonomy places the organism in Eukaryota, Metazoa, Arthropoda, Insecta, Hymenoptera, Braconidae.